Messenger RNA from Emiliania huxleyi CCMP1516, 1387 nucleotides. RefSeq lists its product as hypothetical. The transcript has 3 exons. The coding region runs from base 137 to 1207 and encodes 356 amino acids. NCBI's taxonomy places the organism in Eukaryota, Haptophyta, Isochrysidales, Noelaerhabdaceae. The record is from RefSeq and is a predicted model, not a curated record.
CGACCCCUCCAGCCCUCUCUAGCCCACUGGACCCCUCCCACACCUCGCUUUUGGCCAGCCCUCCAAGCCCUCACCCCUCCGAGUGCCCUCCUGGGGCCCUGCCGCCUGACACCUCUAUCGCCUAUCGGGUACGACAAUGGCACGACAAGGUCGGCGUGGUCUCCCGAUCCUCCUCCUUCUCCUCGCCGACAACGGGACCGUAGUCGCCAGGCGAAAGGCGUCCGACGCGGCUCACGAUGUGGUACCACGCGACGGCACGCUCUGCCGACUCACCUUGCGGGACAUUCUAUGCAAAACGGCACCACAGGUGCACCGGCUUCGGUUCGCGCUCCCAACGGUUGCGAGCGGCGAACCCGCGUGCUGCGGCGGCGCUGGCGGUGGCAUCGUCCACGUCAUGAUCCGAGCUCCCGCCGUCUUCAAUCAGAGCGAGAGAAUCGCGCCGUACUCAGCUACGCUCGAUGGCGAUGGCUCGUUCUCAAUCGUCGUCAAGAUUUACCCUGGCGAGCCGCCGGCUUACGCCGCCGUAUCCGCUCACCUCGGAUCUCUACCGGUCGGUGAGUACGCGCACGUCCCGUCGAUUCGGGCGCAGGACUGGCGGCGGGACGCGGCUCGCGUGGGGAUGCUCUGCUUCGGAGUCGGCCUGGUGGAGUGCCUCCACCCUGCAGAGGCGCUCCUCGCCGCCGGCGCACAGGUCCGGAUCAUCAAUGCGGCGCGCCGCCGCAGCGACCUGAUCCUCCUCCCUCGGCUCCGCGCGCUGCUGUCCUCCCACCCCGCCUCCCUCUCGGUGCUGCACCGCCUCUCCCGACCCGAGGGGGGGCGAGGGGCGGAGGCGGGAGGCGGGGACGGGGCCGGCGAGGCGGGAGGGGGGCGGGGGGCCGGCGCGGCGUCGGGGUGGGGCAGGGAGCGGACGGCCGACGGGCGCGUCGACGCCGCGGCGGUGGCGUCCGAGUUUGGGACAGGCGCGUGGUCGGGCGGCAGCACGCCUCCGCCGCCGACUCACUUCUAUGUCGUCGGGACGGCGGCACAGGAGCAAGCCUUUCUUGGCAUGCUGUUCGCCGCGCACCUCGCCGACCCGAGAUCGCUCCGAGGUCAUCCACCUUUCCUGUUGCAGCUCGGGCCGUUCGGCGACCACUCGGGCUGGCGGCCGCUCUCGCCCCCGGAGCUGGCUGAGGAGGAGGCGGGGGCGGCGGAAAACGACGAACUCUGAGGAGAAGUAACUGAGCUCUGACGUCUUUGAGAGGCUGUCUGAGCGACGGCGAGGGCACCGCACCUCCGGACCUCGCGGCAUUGGGCUUGGUUUGGGACAUUUGGACGCCGGCCACCAUCGCCACAGCGGCCCAUACACAGGCCAGGCUGCCACAGAAAGGAAAGUGUGACUAAAACGUGC